UAAAAAAUAUAAGUAUAGAAAAUAUACGUUUUAUAAUAACAAAAUAUUUCCAAAAAUAUAUAAAUCUAAAUAAAGUCUUCAGUGAAGUGAAAUCUGUCUAGUGCUAUAAUGAUCCUGUCCUUGCUCAAGGAUUAUCCACUCAAACUAUAAAUGGGAUUAUACCUGAAGACCUUUGGGAAUACCUAAGCGAGCAUGGAACUGCAUUGGCAGCUGCCGGCUAUCAUCGUGUGCCUACAGAUCCUGCUAGCUGAUGCCUUUCUCCCGCCAGAAGAGCGCAAGUGCAAGUAUGCAAGGAUUGAGAGGCUGCUGCGAAUACGAUGCUAUAAUCUGGACCUCAAGGAGGUGCCCCAGAAUCUCAAGACCUCGGUGGAGGUUCUGGAUCUAUCCUACAAUCGCAUCAAGAAGCUGAAAAGUGACUCGUUUCAAAAGUACACAGACAUCAAGUUUCUGAUGCUCUAUGAGAACAUGAUUUUAUCGGUGGAACCGGGAACUUUUGAGCCGCUCACCUCGCUCCAGGAAAUAGAUCUGUCGAAUAAUGGACUGACUACCAUACCCCUAGAGCUCUUCCAGCUGCCAAGACUGAGAAAUCUCUAUAUUGACAGCAACGAGCUGAAGUCCCUGGAUCUGAAUGCCCUAGAGAAACCCAUUAGGGCGCCACUGGAGUACCUCAAUAUAGCCAAAUGUGAGCUCAAGGAGUUGCCCGAUUUGGGCAUAAUGCCAAAACUCUGGCAACUAAAUGCCUCAAUGAACCCCUUGCAGGACUUCAAGAUCGAUAGCCUGGCCAACCUGUGCCACCUCCGGACCAUCGAUUUGACCAAGACACAGCUCAGUCAGUGCGGAUGCCAGCAGGUCACACAACAUCUCACCAUGCUCGGCGCCAGCCCGCAGUACGUGCCCGUUUGUAUGGAGCCGCUCGACAUCCGUGAAUGUCCACUGCCCUACAAUCGGACGAUCCACUCGGCGACGUUCGCCAGUUGCCAGACAAGCGUCGAGUUGGCCGAAACGCGAAGUUUCUGGCUCUUCGCCGCCGGCUGCUUUGGCGGUGUUUUCGUUGUGCUCUUAGUUCUGCUCUUUUGCGUGAUAAGAUGUCGCCGGAAACGUGCCCAGAGACGCCUCAGAAAUGCCCAACAACGCAAGCCGUUUGUGAUCUCGCCCAGAAAUGCCAUUAACAAUCGAAAGCCAGAGGAUGAGCCUCUGCACUGUGAUACUGCCCACGCAUAGCAUUGUAGUUAUCUUAGUUACCUAAGUUUAGUUAGUUUUAGUGGCCAGCUAUUUAUUAUACACUAUUUAAUGCCUUAGUACAACCGUCUGCCUAGAGAAUUGCCAUGAAUAUUUUACCAAAAAGCACCACAAACUAACUAACAAAUCGAAAGAUGCAAUGUCUUGCUCAAAUGCCACCACCGCUUAGGUACUUUUUUAUGUAAAUAAGUAACAUAGAACUCGUAAGUCUGCAACAAUCACGUUAAUUUAUAACGAAUGACAAUAAAAACUGAAGUUUUUAAAGGGA
This is a messenger RNA of Drosophila kikkawai, 1507 nucleotides long. It is a transcript of the gene Lapsyn, whose product is annotated as Leucine-rich repeat activity-regulated protein at synapses. The record is from RefSeq and is a predicted model, not a curated record. Gene Ontology annotation, molecular function: protein binding. Lineage: Eukaryota; Metazoa; Arthropoda; Insecta; Diptera; Drosophilidae.